This is a messenger RNA of Cuscuta europaea, 960 nucleotides long. NCBI's taxonomy places the organism in Eukaryota, Viridiplantae, Streptophyta, Magnoliopsida, Solanales, Convolvulaceae. The record is from the annotation of a GenBank genome assembly.
GUGAGUUGAAAAAACACUUAUCUUAGCCAAUAUUAAUGGGCACAAUAUAUCCUGCACACAGCUUCCUCUCCAUCCAAAACCUCCACUUCAAUAUAGUGAAGGUAAAAAAAUGACAACUUCAAGAUUGAAAACAAAUCUUGUUGUUUUUGCAGCCAUUAUAGUGCUGCAGGUGUGGGAUUGCUAUGCAGCAGCAGCCACAAGUCGGAUAUUACCCAAUGAUCACGACGAUGAGAUGUUGCAGAGGUAUGAAGAGUGGAUCAGUCAGUACGGGCGAGUGUAUUCAAAUGAGACCGAGAAGACACAACGGUUCAGUGUGUUCAGAGAGAAUGCAAUGUUCAUUGAUUCUUUUAAUCAGGCGGGAAACCAGUCUUUCACUUUGGCUAUCAAUGCGUUUGCAGAUUUAUCCAAUGAAGAAUUUCGAGCCACUAGACUCGGUUACAUUAAGCCACCCCCCUCUGGGAUGGCAAUGCCUUUCAUUUACGAGAACAUCACCGCCCCUCCCCCUACCAUCGACUGGAUUAAGAAGGGAGCAGUUACUCCCAUCAAGAAUCAAGAGCAAUGCGGGUGUUGUUGGGCAUUCUCCGCCGUGGCGGCGACGGAGGGACUCAACAAGAUUACCACCGGCAAAUUGGUUUCAUUAUCGGAGCAACAACUGGUGGACUGCGACCGUAUAAGUCACGGGUGCAAUGGCGGAUGGAUGCAAGCCGGGUUCAAGUACAUUACCCAAAACAAAGGCAUAACCAAAGAAGAAAACUACCCGUACGUCAAGGUGCAAGGACCCUGUCAGCAGAAAAAGGCCUCCGCCGUGGCCGCCAAGCUCGGCGGCUUCGUCAAUGUUCCUAAGAACAGCGAGGCAGAUCUCAUGAAGGCGGUGUCGCGGCAGCCGGUGUCCGUGUCCAUCGACGCUGCCGGAAAGCCGUUGCAGUUCUACGGUAAGGGGGUUUUCACCGCCGCUUGCAC